Molecule: messenger RNA, 339 nt
Organism: Fusarium subglutinans
Lineage: Eukaryota; Fungi; Ascomycota; Sordariomycetes; Hypocreales; Nectriaceae
Product: structural toxin
Exons: 2
Coding region: 1-339 (112 amino acids)
Source: RefSeq, a predicted model, not a curated record
AUGGCUUCCGCUACACGCUUCAGACUCGUAUUCAACGUGCCCACAGUAUCACUGGCUCAAUGCAAAGAGGCCAUUUUCGCUGCUGGAGCAGGUCGCUACCCCGGCCCGGGCAACUACACAGAGUGUUGUUGGACCGUCAUAGGGACGGGCCAGUUCCGCCCAGGCGAUGCGGCCAAACCACACCUUGGAGAAGUCGGCAAGCUUGAGGAGGUCGAAGAGGCAAGGGUCGAAACUAUUUGCGUGGGCGAAGAUGUGGCAAGAAAUGCAGUCAAAGCUCUGAAGAGUGCCCAUCCCUAUGAAGAGCCCUCUUAUUCUGUGUAUCGACUAGAGGACUUCUGA